Molecule: messenger RNA, 273 nt
Organism: Pichia membranifaciens NRRL Y-2026
Lineage: Eukaryota; Fungi; Ascomycota; Pichiomycetes; Pichiales; Pichiaceae
Exons: 1
Coding region: 1-273 (90 amino acids)
Source: RefSeq, a predicted model, not a curated record
AUGGGAAAUCUUAUGUCGACGUCUUUUGCGCCAGAGUGUAACGACUUGAAACAGAAGUACGACAGCUGUUUCAACUCGUGGUAUUCGGAGAAGUUCUUGAAAGGAGAGGGCCUGCACAACGAGUGCGAGGACUUCUGGGUGCAGUACAAGGAGUGCAUCGACGUGCACCUGGCGAAGCAGGGCAUCAAGCCUCUGCUAGACGAGGCCCGGAAGGAGUUGCCGUUCGAGAACGACGGGAAGCCCGCGGAGGAGCCGGUGCAGGAGCGCAACUGA